Molecule: messenger RNA, 288 nt
Organism: Ectocarpus sp. CCAP 1310/34
Lineage: Eukaryota; Phaeophyceae; Ectocarpales; Ectocarpaceae
Source: the annotation of a GenBank genome assembly
AUGCGGCUAUUGCGAUCCUGCGUCGUUGCUGUAGCAAUCCUCCUCUCCGAUGCUGGCAGGACGUACGCACUCACUGCAAGCACCAGGAACAUACUUCACGCAGCCCAGAGCAGGAUCCGGCCCCCGUCCGCAAGCACCGGGCUCAGUGUGACCGCAGGGGAGGAGAAGCAAGAGCAGUUGCGUCAAAGGCUGCCCGCAUUUGUCGAAGAUGACAUGCUUCGAGAAGUCCUAGCGCUAUGUGAGGCCGCCUUCCUUGCCGGGACCGAAGAUGCAACAUCACAUGGGUGA